AUAUAUAAAAAAGAGCAUACGAGUAUUGAAGCAUGAUGAAGUGGAGCUAGCUAGCUAGGUGCAAAAAUGGAUGACACAGCCACUUGCCGCGGGGAAGCACAGAACAUGAACAAGCGAGGCGGUUGGAUAAGUGUGCCCUUCAUUGUUGGUUCAGUGGCGGGGAUGCCAGUUGAUACGUGAAUUCAAAGAGCAUCACUACUGUUGCUCCGGUUGCAAACGUGGCUAAUGGAAGCUCCUCUCUAUUUCCAUUUGUUGCAGCAAUAAUCGCUGACUCUUUCUUUGGCUCUUUCCCUGUUGUUGUGGUUUCUUCUUGUGUUUCUUUCCUUCUAAGGGCACACAAUUAUUGAAGCAUCAAGUGGAGUUAGCUAGGUGCAACUGAGCAAGAAUGGAAGACACACUCACAUGCUGCGGAGAAGCACAGAAUAAGCGAGGCGGUUGGAUAAGUUUUCCCUUCACCAUUGGUUCCACGGCGGGGAUAUCAGUUGCUUCUGCAGGAAUAAUUGGGAACUUGAUUGUAUAUCUGAUACGUGAAUUCAAUAUAAAGAGCAUCGAUGCUGCUCAAGUUGCGAACGUGGCUAAUGGAAGCUCCUCUCUAUUUCCCAUUGUUGCAGCAAUAAUGGCUGACUCUUUCUUUGGCUCUUUCCCUGUUGCCUUGGUUUCUUCUUGUGUUUCUUUCUUGGGUACAGUUAUUAUAGUCUUGACGACAAUUAUCAAGUCGUUGAAGCCUGACCCCUGCAACAAUACUGGACCAAACCUAUGCAACCCUCCAUCCAAAUUCCAACAUGCAGUCUUAUAUGGGGGCAUAGCACUAUGUGCAAUUGGUUUUGGGGGUGCACGCUUCACAACGGCAUCGUUGGGAGCAAAUCAAUUUAAUGAGGCAAAGCAUCAGGACGUAUUCUUCAACUGGUUCUUUUUGACUUGGUACAUUACUUCUAUUGCAUCCUUUACUGGGAUUUUCUAUGUCCAAGAUAAUGUGAGUUGGGCUUGGGGCUUUGGCAUAUGUAGUGCUGGUAAUUUUAUUGGCCUAGUCAUUUUCUUACUUGGUUAUCGAUUUUAUCGCCCUGAUAACCCCAAAGGAAGUGCAUUCUUGGAUCUUGCACGUGUUCUUGUUGCAUCUAUCCGUAAGUGGAAAUCUCAACUCUCUUCCGCAAACAAGCAUUACUAUAGUGACCAUGAUGGGAUACUUACAGUGCAAUUACCUGCUGCAACCCCAGGAAAAAGAUUAAGAUUCUUCAAUCGUGCAGCUCUAAUAACUGAUGGAGACCUUCAAUCAGAUGGCUCAAUUGAGAAACCAUGGAGGCUAUGCACAGUUCAACAAGUGGAAGAUUUCAAAGCUAUCAUUGGAAUCUUACCACUGUGGAGUACAAGCAUAUUCCUAUCCACUCCAAUAGGAAUCCAAGGCAGCAUGACAGUCCUUCAAGCUUUGGCCAUGGAUCGUCAAAUAGGACCCCAUUUUAAAUUCCCAGCGGGCUCUAUUACUGUCAUACCCUUAAUUUCCACAUCAAUUUUCCUCACAUUUCUUGAUAGGGUGGUUUGGCCUGCAUGGCAAAAGUUGAAUGGUAAUUCUCCUACUACUCUCCAACGAAUUGGAGUAGGCCACGUGUUCAAUGUGCUUGGAAUAGCUGUCUCAGCACUUGUUGAAUCAAAGAGGCUCAAGAUGGUUCAUUCUGAUCCCUCAGUGGUCAUGUCCAUUCUGUGGUUGUUUCCACAAUUGGUGUUAGUUGGAAUAGGAGAAUCGUUUCAUUUUCCAGCACAAGUUGCAUUCUACUACCAACAACUUCCUCAGUCACUUCGGAGCACAUCCACUGCUAUGAUUUCCAUGAUUCUAGGGAUAUCUUAUUAUCUAAGUACCGCAUUAAUUGACCAAGUGCGUAGGAGUACUAAUUGGUUACCUGAUGACAUAAAUCAGGGGAGGCUAGAUAAUUUUUACUGGAUGUUCGUCCUAGUGGGGGGUAUCAACUUUGUAUAUUACUUGGUAUGUUCAACUUUGUACAAGCAUACCAAAGUGUAAGAAGAGUUGGGAUAUGACAUUUCUUGAGUGUAGACAGCCAAAGAGAGUCCAGAAGAGAAGAAAGAUAAAUUAUGGAUAUGGUUGAUGAUGUAACGUGAGAA
Messenger RNA from Glycine soja, 2112 nucleotides. Its product is annotated as protein NRT1/ PTR FAMILY 2.6-like. Gene Ontology annotation, biological process: transmembrane transport. Gene Ontology annotation, cellular component: plasma membrane. The record is from RefSeq and is a predicted model, not a curated record. The transcript is spliced from 6 exons. Gene Ontology annotation, molecular function: transmembrane transporter activity. NCBI's taxonomy places the organism in Eukaryota, Viridiplantae, Streptophyta, Magnoliopsida, Fabales, Fabaceae. Bases 386 to 2011 code for a protein of 541 amino acids.